AUGUCGGGUAAGUUUGUGCGAGGUGAAGGCUUUGAAGCUUUGGAGGCUCAGUCAAGUGAUGAUUCCUUUGAGGCGCAGCGUGUCACCCGGAAUAUUGACCCAGAGGAGAGUGAUAUCUACGUAGAUGCACUCUUCGCACCUCUUUACAGAAAGAUGGAGCGCAUUCAACAAGAUGGCACGCCAAGGCCCAGGAUCAAAGAUUAUAUGGUGGUUACGCCGUUUCUCGUCAUCAAUUUCCUGGUCCAGAGUGGCAUCUCGUUGAAGGUCCUUGGGAUAGCUAACAAAAGCUAUGAUGAUACAGCCGGCAAACUCUUCGGAGAUGAUGAGCUGUGCCAGACAAUUCACAACAACUCGAACUUUUAUGGCAAUCUUUGGCCCGUUGAGCUGCAGGCCGCCAUGGGACAGUUCGAGACAGGCUUUGACUGUGGGCAAAGACUGGUAACUUGGUCAAUGUACCCACAAUUGUUGGACUUUAAUGGUGACAAGCUGUGGAGCAUUUCAGAGGCUGAUGAAAAAACGCGACAGUUAACAAAUGCCGGUCUGACUCCCCCCGGGGGGGAAGGAGGAAUCAGGAGGGCAUUGCUCCGCAUGAUUAGUGACGACCUGGCAAAAUCCCAGAAAGGUGGAUAUGUCACCCGGAGCCAGAAGGGCUCACAUCUGGAUCUGGAAUGGUUUGCAAGGAACCGACAGAAGCUGAAGGUUUGUGUCGUAGCGGACAAGCAUCUCUGCGGAAAUUUAGAGUCCAAUGAUAAGUUCAAUGUCCUCAAGGAUGCCUUCCCAGACCUUGAUGAAGAUGAGCGCCCAAUGGCAUGCAAGGGUUUGGAGAAAAAGUUCUGCAGGAGGAUUUUUGGGCAGCAGUAUUAUGGAGUAUACCUACACACACAGAAGGUUUGCGGCACGGCAGAGUUCGAGGCUGACACCCAGGGCAUUCAAGUAGCAGAGUAUGAGAACGUGGACACGUUCAUUGGGGAAAGCGACUCGGUUAACAGCUCAGAUUUCGUGAUAUUGCUCACCAUGCUGUUGCUAAUAUGGGGGAUGAUCAUGCUCCAAGAGUUUCGAGCUAUUCGAAACUUAGUCAUCGUGUUGUGGUUAUUCCCUUCCACUCGCAACUCGGACCGUGACUUCGCGGUCAUUGAGGAAGGCAAGAUGAAAGUGGUGGCCAUACCCUUCCUGCACAAAUGUUUUUCCUGGGUCAUGUGCCUACUGAGGGCAGCGCUUGCAGUGUUCAUUUUCUACGUAGGCCUACGCUUCCUCUCCACCACGUCGAGCUUGCUGGACUUGAUCUUGAACUCCACCGCGCUCGGGUUUCUCAUCGAAGUUGACGCGUUCAUUUCAGCCGCCUUUUUGGGAGAGACAUUCCGCUCCACAGUGAAGGAUCAUUGCGAUGUCAUUCAGGUAGAUUCAGGGGCGGCCCCAGGGAUAUGGAUCUAUGCAGUCCCUCCGUUGAUACUGAUCGCUGUUUUGGGACCGUGGCUCUAUUACACCUACUACAGUGAGUGGGGCCUCCGAAACAUAGCAAGGGCUAUGCAGUGUCUGUGCCAUGCCGAAGGGCAAUGCCUAGCUACUCAGAUCUUAAAGAGCUGA
Symbiodinium pilosum is the source of this 1584-nucleotide messenger RNA. The record is from the annotation of a GenBank genome assembly. Lineage: Eukaryota; Dinophyceae; Suessiales; Symbiodiniaceae.